CUCGCGUGGUGUCCCAUCCCACCCGGGAGAAGCAAAAGUCCGAUGCGGAUGAUCAUCUCGUUCGUCAACCAUCCAUCCGCAAGAGGCGCAGCCUCAAGUCUUUGACCUUGUCCUCGCGCGCACUGCCGAGAGUCUCUUUUGCUUGGAGCCGCCGUCGAGCUAGGGAGAGAACGAAGAAACAGACGGAGUCACGCACUGGCCGCCGCCUGUACGUCGCUAUGAGCCAUCCUACCUUGACCUGUGCCAACAGCCCAUAACCACUGCAAGGAGCCAAGGACCAAGAAACCACCAGCUUAAAAAGUAUAGCACCCCGCGUCUACUACCUCUGGUUGAGGAUCCGCGCGUCUUUGCUCGGCCGGCGGCAUCCCCAGCUCCCCCUUUGCAUUGCAAAUUUGCAAUGGCUCAUUCAGAGCGAACGCAGUACCUGAAUCUAGCUCUACCACCACUCCUCGUCGCCCUACUCCUCGCAUCACUGCCCCAAUACCAGCCACAGCCACAGCCCGACGACGACGGCGCCUACUUCCGGUACAGCAACUGCGCCCCGACGCCGUACCGCUGCGGGCCAGUCAAGUUCGACGUCGGGUACCCGCUGUCGGUGACGGGCGUGGCCCGGCCGGACUACUGCUCGUUCCCGGGGUACCGCCUGGCCUGCACGAACGGCAGCAGGCUCGCGAUCACCAUGAACGCUCCCGCCGGCGCCUGGGCGUUCCAGGUGACCGGCGUCGACUACGAGAACCGCCUCCUCACCCUCGUCGACCAGGGCCUGGCGCAGCAGGCCUGCCUGCAGCCGUACCGGAACACCACCAUCGACGGCACCAGGUUCGCGUACACCGACCGCGACCAGUUCCUGACGGUGUACGUCAACUGCAGCGCCGCGUCCCCGUCGCUGCCGUUGGUGGUCGACGUCCUCUCGUGCCUGUCCGGGGGCCCGUCCUACUAUAGCCUGGACAACGGGACGGUGGCGCCGGACGUGCUGGGGUCGUGCAGCUCCACUCUGGUUGUGCCUUACAACUCCUCCAUGGCUGCUGCGGCUGGGAGCUCUGGCCUUGGCCUUGGGGAUGCCAUCAACGGCGGGUUCGCCGCGCGGUGGACGGCCGGUGCGGCGUGGUGUGGAGACUGUGUGGAUUCCGGAGGCCGCUGUGGGUAUAACUCCAGCAGCCCUACUGAUCAUACCUGUUACUGCCCUGAUGGCACAUCCUUUGGAACAUGUUCGUCAGGAACUAAGAAGAACAAAAAGGCGAUUGCAAUAGGGAGCUCCAUAGCUGCCGGCGUUUUGCUCUUGCUUCUUGUGGUCAUGACGUGCUUGUACAUCCGCAAGAGAAGGCAGUACAAGAUGACCUCGUCCUCCAGGUUCCUCGAGCCCACUGCAUCCGGCGGGACGCCGCGUUCCAGAGGUAGCACUGCCAUGGAGUCCGGCAGCGUCCGCAGCCUGCAAACGCACCACUUCACAUACCAGGAACUGGAGGAGGCAACUGACAGCUUCAGUGGCGCAAUGGAGAUCGGCGAUGGCGGAUUCGGCACCGUGUACAAAGGGCAUCUCCGAGAUGGGCGCGUGGUGGCCGUGAAACGCCUGUACAACAACAGCUGCCGGCACGUGGAGCAGUUCCUGAACGAGGCGGCCAUCCUCUCCCGCCUGCGCCACCCGAACCUGGUCCUGUUCUACGGCUGCACCUCCAGCCGCAGCCGCGAGCUCCUUCUGGUGUACGAGUACGUGCCCAACGGCACGGUGGCGGACCACCUGCACGGCCACCGCGCGGCGGAGCGCGCGCUCACGUGGCCGCUCCGCCUCGGCGUCGCCGUCGAGGCGGCCGCCGCGCUGGCGUACCUGCAAGCUGUCGAGCCGCCCGUCGUGCACCGCGACGUCAAGACCAGCAACAUCCUCCUCGACGCCGACUUCCACGUCAAGGUCGCCGACUUCGGGCUGUCCCGCCUCUUCCCGCUCGACGUCACGCACGUCUCCACCGCCCCACAGGGCACCCCGGGGUACGUGGAUCCAGAGUACCACCAGUGCUACCAGCUGACGGACAGGAGCGACGUGUACAGCUUCGGCGUCGUGCUCGUGGAGCUCAUCUCGUCCAAGCCCGCCGUGGACCUGACCCGCGGCCGCAGCGACAUCAACCUGGCCGGCAUGGCCAUCAACAAGAUCCAGCAGUGCCGGCUGGAGCAGCUGGUGGACCUCGGCCUCGGGUACGGCUCCGACGAGGCGACGACGAAGCAGAUGACGUUGGUCGCCGAGCUGGCGUUCCGGUGCCUGCAGCAGAACGGCGAGACGCGGCCGCCGAUCAAGGAGGUGUUGGACGCCCUCACGAGCAUCCAGGGUGACGGGCUCGGGAAGAAGACUGACGCGCUCAUCGCGCCGCGCUCGCCCGACACCGUGCACGCUCCGUGGGAUAGCAUGGGUACAGUACAACCCCCCGUACUAGCCAAUGAGCACCUUGACGAGUGCACGGUACCACAGUAUAGGAUAAGAUCCGUGACUGAAAUAUGUCAUGACUGAUGCCUCUUGUUGUUGUGGUGUAAAUCUCUCUUUGUCCCUUCAAACAGCCUGUAAAGGUAUCUAGAUCAUCCGUGUUAAGGUAUCAGACUGUUCACGAUAGGGCGUUGGACCAUUCGUGAUGCAGAUAGCUCUCAUCCGAUAAACCUAGAUCUGGCCUUUCGAUAGGGACCCGUCAAAAGAAGAGAUCGUAAAGUUGCUUCAGAAUUGAUUGACAUGGUGUGAUCGUGUCUUCCUCUCU
Molecule: messenger RNA, 2735 nt
Organism: Zea mays
Lineage: Eukaryota; Viridiplantae; Streptophyta; Magnoliopsida; Poales; Poaceae
Product: LEAF RUST 10 DISEASE-RESISTANCE proteinUS RECEPTOR-LIKE PROTEIN KINASE-like 1.2
Exons: 5
Coding region: 398-2497 (699 amino acids)
Biological process (GO): protein phosphorylation
Molecular function (GO): protein kinase activity; polysaccharide binding; ATP binding
Source: RefSeq, a predicted model, not a curated record